Cannabis sativa is the source of this 786-nucleotide messenger RNA. Its product is annotated as mediator of RNA polymerase II transcription subunit 22b. Gene Ontology annotation, cellular component: mediator complex. Gene Ontology annotation, molecular function: transcription coregulator activity. Lineage: Eukaryota; Viridiplantae; Streptophyta; Magnoliopsida; Rosales; Cannabaceae. The transcript has a single exon. The record is from RefSeq and is a predicted model, not a curated record. Gene Ontology annotation, biological process: regulation of transcription by RNA polymerase II. Bases 1 to 462 code for a protein of 153 amino acids.
AUGAAUAAAGGUGGUGGAGGAGGAGCAGGAGGCGCCGGAGGAACCGGACCUACAGCGGCAGCAGCGGCCGCGGCGGCUCAGAGACAGAAAGCUUUGAUGCAGAGAGUGGAAACCGACAUAAGCCACAUCGUCGACAAUUUCAGUCACUUAGUCAAUGUCUCUAGGGUCAACGAACCAACUGUCAGGAACACCCAAGAAGCUUUCAUGGCUGAAAUGCGUGCUGCCAGGAUGGUUAUGGCUGCCGAUUCUCUCCUCAAAUUGGUUUCUGAGCUAAAGCAAACGGCCAUCUUCGCAGGCUUCGCUUCACUCAACGACCAUGUCGAUCAGAGGACUUCUGAGUUCAAUCACCAAGCUCAGAAAACUAAUCAAUUGCUUGCUCGAAUUGGGGAUGAUGCUGCUGCUGCACUCAAAGAACUCGAAUCGCAUUACUACUCUUCUUCACAGAGGUCCCUCGGCUUUUAGUAUAUUGUUCCAUUAAUGGCAGUUUUAACAUAUAGCUAGGGUUUUGUUCUUCUCCAUUCACAAUUUCUUGUUUGUCCUGCUUUUUUUAAUGAUCAUUAGUCUUAUUCUGCUUUUGCAUUAUAAAUGAAACCAUGUUCAUUGCAUUUCAUUAUCUGAUGAUGAUGAUUUGUGAUUACAAUUUAUAAAUCCCAAAUACAUGAAUUGUGAUCAGAAUGAUAUGUUCAAGCUCUUGAAUGAGGAUUUGUUAAAAUAUGUAAGUGGCACUAGUCAGUGCUCAAAGCAUUACUAUUAUUAUAAACACAAACUAAAUCAUUUGAAAGGUAA